GUCAGGAAAGAAAUUUAUUUGUUUCGCUCUCUGGUCUGGAGUGUUCUUUGUUAAAGUCAGGUGAAGAUGUUAAGGUCAGAUGUUUUCUUUUCAGGCCAAGAUGUAUUGUUCCCUAUGAAUAGGCCUGGGGGAAGUCAUUAAUUCAGUGUACAUGUUUUAUCUGUUGUUUAGCACACAUUUAGGAAGCCUCUUUUUAAUACAAGUAUUUUCCUUUGUAAGAUCAUUUCCUCUCCAAAUAUUUGUAGUCAUGUUUUUAGAAUUUACUUAGUAACCGUAGGGUAUAUUAAGAGGUGGAUUUUCUGAAAUCGAGGAGAACCACCUAAGCUAUAAUAGACUAAACGUCAUGUUAGUCGGCAGUUAAAGUCAAUAUCUGAGGGUAAUUCCACGUCGGGACGAGAGGCUAGCUCAACUGCCACCCGGUUCUCCAUAUCUUUCGUCGGGGGCUAGCUCUUGUCUGGGAUCGGGACACACACCAUCGUAUCUCAGUCUGCGGAGGCCAAGAAUCCGGAGCGACUACCGGGGCCAAGUGGAGCAAAGACACCGUCUGCGGAGGCCAGGGCCAAGUGGACGACACGAGCUGUGACCGGCGUCGAUGUCAGACGGGAAACUACCCAUCCAGAAUUAUUUUUGUUAAAGAUAAGUUUAUUUACAUACUGUAUUAUUGUUGAAGCCAAAACAAAGUCUGUGAAACAGGAGAAAUGAUUGGAAAUUAAACAUUACAAUUUAACUUUAAUUAACAAGCUCUAUUUCCCUUUAUUUUGUGUGUCCGUAGCAAUAAUAAAAAAUAAAAAAAAGUCUCUCACGUGACAAUUUGGAGGUCCCACCGAGACAUUGCUACUUAUAAAUAAUUUCAAAAAGGGAAUUAGAUAUUUCUCCCCCUCUUUUCCCCGCAUACGAAUUUGAUGUGUAAUUGAUGUUUGGGGUUGAAAUACAGGUUAAAAGAAAUUAUCAAUGCUAGGUUGAUAAAAGCAAUAAUGUCAAGAGUUUAGUGGAUUCUCCCCAAGGUUAAGCCCUUGGUAACGCCUAUAGGCUAGGAUAGUGCUUAGGCGGGUUGUGCAUUAUGCAUGAUAUUUUGCUCGAUUAGAGAUUCCAGGUUUGAACUACUAUAGGCUUUGAAUGUUCAUGUUGUGAAGUUGACCGGUGUUUCGCAUGGUUGAAAUUUGUGUUCUCGUUAGGAGAAAUUCUAGUGUGCUUGUUAGAAGGCACUAGGGGUUAAUUGUCUGGUGUGAAGCGGACCGGUGUUUCGCAUGGUUGAAUUAAUUGUAUGCUCAUUGGGAGAUACAUUCUAGUGUGCUUGUUAGAAGGCACUAGGGGUUGGCAUUUGUUGCCGGUGUUAAAGCCUAGGUUUUUGUAGUUUUGGAAUCGUUGUUUAGUCGCUAUGGCUAGUGUCGAGCAAAUUAAAGAGUUUUCUACUUUAGGUAGGGAAAUAGGUCUUAGUGGAGGCGGGUUGAGUAGUUUCGUUUCUGAACGCUGUCAGGCGGUAGAAAGAGAAAGAGAGCGUGAACAUGAGCUCAAGUUAGCACAGUUGCGUAAGGAUGAAGGAAAUAAUGUAGCUCAGUUAGGUGGGGUUAAACUUGUUGUCGGUCAAUUUGAUGAUGCCCACGAUAAAUUUGAUGCUUACAUUACCAAGUUUGAAAUGAUCCUGAAAAGUCAAAAAAUCCCUAAUGACGUGUGGGUACUACAUCUAAUCUCUAAUUUGAAAGGGAAGGCCUUAGAUGUAGUGAAUAGGAUGAGUACAGAUGAUCGCCAGAAAUAUACCGUGGUUAAGAGUGAGUUAAUGCAAUCUUAUAAUCUCACUGAGGAGGGGUAUAGGCGUAGUUUCAGAUCUGUUAGGCCUUUGAAUUCAGAACGCCCAAAACAGUUUGCUAAUCGGAUGAAAGGUCAUUUUGAUAAUUGGAUAGGUGCGUCUAAGAUAGACAAUAGUAGGGCUGCUUUUGAGGAUCUGAUGUUGCGAGAGCAAUUUUUGAUUGAUUGUCCAAAAGAGGUUGCUAGGUUCAUCGGGGAACGGAAAUGCACGAAGUUUGACGAGGCAGUGGAGUGUGCAGAGGUUUAUGUUAGUGCACACGGACCUCAUGUUUUCUUUGGUGGAGAGGAAUCCGAAAGAAGCCGAUCAGAUCCGGAAGGGGGUAGUAAGGGCCCUAAUCAAGUAGAUAAGACUAAUGCAAAAUUGGGCGAGGUUCAAGCUAGGGCAAAGAAAGUGGAAGGUAGUAAGCCCUUCCAAAAGAAGGGGUGUUAUAUGUGUGGGAAUCCCAAUCACAUGAAGAGGGAGUGUCCCCUGUUAGUGAAGUCUAUGGCGGCUCAGGGUAUGAUGUUGUUAGGGGGUGAUGAAGUCCCCGGGGUAGAUGCUGUUCAUAAUAAGCCUAAUGAGGGUGAGAUUGAAUCUGAGGCCGUAGAGUUGACAGCAGCUUGCAUUGCUGAGUGGGUGGUCGAUAGUGAAGUCAUUGAAGAGGUUGGAAUGGCUUACGAUGAUAUUGAGGCGAUGGUCAAUGAUAUGCCUGUCGUGUCUGGGAGGUUGAUGCCUGGGAAUGUUCCCGUUUCCGUGCUACGCGAUUCAGGUUGUAGUACUUGUGUUGUGAGAGAAGCGUUAGUUAGGAAAGAGCAAUUCACAGGUCGUCAUGUUAGAGUCAGGUUAAUUGAUGAAACGAUAAGGCGUUUCCCCUUGGCAAGAAUCGUUGUUGAUUCGCCUUAUUUCGAAGGAGAGGUUGUGGCAGUGUGUAUGCCUAAAUGUUUGAAUGAUGUAAUCAUUGGUAAUGUGAGAGGGGCUCGUCCACCAAAAGAGCCUAAUAUCCAUUGGGUUCCUAAGGCUGACAUAGAGGUCACGCCGGAGGUCGUGCCGGAGGUCACUGGUUUGGAAGAUUCGAAGUUGGAGAACCACCUAAGCUAUAAUAGACUAAACGUCAUGUUAGUCGGCAGUUAAAGUCAAUAUCUGAGGGUAAUUCCACGUCGGGACGAGAGGCUAGCUCAACUGCCACCCGGUUCUCCAUAUCUUUCGUCGGGGGCUAGCUCUUGUCUGGGAUCGGGACACACACCAUCGUAUCUCAGUCUGCGGAGGCCAAGAAUCCGGAGCGACUACCGGGGCCAAGUGGAGCAAAGACACCGUCUGCGGAGGCCAGGGCCAAGUGGACGACACGAGCUGUGACCGGCGUCGAUGUCAGACGGGAAACUACCCAUCCAGAAUUAUUUUUGUUAAAGAUAAGUUUAUUUACAUACUGUAUUAUUGUUGAAGCCAAAACAAAGUCUGUGAAACAGGAGAAAUGAUUGGAAAUUAAACAUUACAAUUUAACUUUAA
Molecule: messenger RNA, 3289 nt
Organism: Strongylocentrotus purpuratus (purple sea urchin)
Lineage: Eukaryota; Metazoa; Echinodermata; Echinoidea; Camarodonta; Strongylocentrotidae
Exons: 2
Coding region: 1379-2917 (512 amino acids)
Molecular function (GO): zinc ion binding; nucleic acid binding
Source: RefSeq, a predicted model, not a curated record